CCUUCGCGCAAGCCUCGCGAAAAGAAGGUUGCAGCGACGCAACGCACACCAUCAAAUGACGAUCUCGCAGGCCAUCCAAUGGCGUCGCAAUGGCGAGCGGCAGUGGGUUCGAGGUUGUACCGGCACCGAGAAGAAUCUUUUCAUCACCGAUGAGUUCUUUCACGAGGGAAAGUCCGAAUCGAUGAAGCGUCCUGGUGAACGUCUUGAUCAAGACUCAAGGCGAUUGGGACUUCAACUAUGUGGCAGCAAGGCUCAGAAGAUCGUGGAUCGCGACGUACGCACGGCUCCCGAGGCUCAGCACGACAAUGGUCAGGAGUGGCGCGUCGGACUUCGAGGCUCACUACGAGCAAGUCGUCGAGGUGCCAGACGUCGAAAAGUGGGCCAACGAGACGUUUCGCAGUCGUUCAGCCAACACAGCUGCAGGUAUAACAGAAGAAGUCGCAUGGGCAUACCUUGACACGCAUAGACAAGAUUUCGCAAUGAAAGGCAUUUCGCGGGAAAAGGGCCACGUCGGGCUUGUGGACGUCAUCGACUUUGGAAGCGAAACGCCGUACACGGGCCUCACAUUGUGCUUCGACCACGCUCUUUUCGAUGGGCCAGGAACAUUCGGCGUCGUAGAUAGGCUUCUUCAAAAUUACGUCGAGCACGGUCAGACGGACUUGGACAAGCCGCUUGUGAAGGCAGAGCCGGACACGACGCUCCUCGCAUUCCUAAAUCACGAGACGCUCGAUGCAGACUACAGUGAAGCAGUCGGGUCCAUCAUCGCAGCGUCUGAGAAUGACUCGGAGAGUGCCUACCCAUUGGCGCCCGUCACGAGACUAAAACGCCAAGGAAGAGUGGCAGCGAUCAGCCACACGUUCACCGCAGACGAGACCACAAAGCUUCUUGCAGCUGCAAAGCGGCACCAAAUGUCCAUUUCGAUGGUCGCGUUCGCCACGCACAUCGUUGCCCUCCUCAAACGCCUGCCCUUUGACAGCUCCGACAAGAAGAAUGCCAGACGGACGCAUAUACCCAUCGGCGGGCCUGUCAACGUCCGGCAGCUGUUGCCGCCUUCAAAAGGCGUGGAAAAGUCAUCGGGCGCCGUGGUGGUGCUUGUGAGCCACAACAUCUUGCUGGAAAGUCUGACGGAGUCGCUCCUCAGGGGAGAGGUGGAGACUGAACAGGAUACCGAGGUGCUCCUCUCCCUCUCCCGAGCGCUCAAGGACGAAACAGAAAGGACAAAGGAAGGCUUUGGGCCCCGAUUGGCUCUCUUUGAUGCCUUUAGUCGCGAGACUACGAAGUCAGGCCAGCUGCCCCCACGUCCGCCCGGUACCAUGUCCUUUGUCGUUUCUGACGGCCUCCUUGAACGCUUCCUUUCACGCACCUACGGCAAGGGAGAUGACGCAUUGCAAGUGGUCAAUGCGAGCGUCAUCGUCAACAACCAAAACCCUUUCGUGACGGGAAGAACCAUGACAUUCGCCGGUCGACUGACGCUGUGCUACAAUUUCAAUGGCGAGCUCUGGGAGAGCGGGGGCAUCGAGACCAAGACGAUGGCUAAAGACUGGGCCGAUGUCCUGAAGAGAGUAUUGGACGUGUGAUGGGGUCAGGACUGGUCUCGUCCGGAAUUCUCCUGUUCUCUCAUCUCAUCAUUUCAUCGCCAGCACACAUGAAAGUCACCGACACUUCUUCUACUAACAAAUUCUCGUCAAUGCUCGAAUUCAUCGUCACAAACAGCGCAAAU
This is a messenger RNA of Acaromyces ingoldii, 1720 nucleotides long. RefSeq lists its product as hypothetical. The transcript has 4 exons. The record is from RefSeq and is a predicted model, not a curated record. The coding region runs from base 306 to 1577 and encodes 423 amino acids. Lineage: Eukaryota; Fungi; Basidiomycota; Exobasidiomycetes; Exobasidiales; Cryptobasidiaceae.